This is a messenger RNA of Symbiodinium sp. CCMP2592, 816 nucleotides long. Lineage: Eukaryota; Dinophyceae; Suessiales; Symbiodiniaceae. The record is from the annotation of a GenBank genome assembly.
AUGCAGGUCCAGUCAUCGGCCGAAGUUGGAUGCAUUGAAGUGCAAGUGCUGCGGUCGCAUUUAAUCUUUGUGCUCUCGCACGUGCCAGCCUGCUUGUAUGAUUUCACAUCGAGGAUCCUUCCCUCUCCGCCAAAGGGUCAGAAGGAGUCUGGCCAGGACGAGGAUGGCAUGGCUCCGUUCUUUGGCUUGAAUGAUAUCUACAAGCUAAGCCAUUCCUGGGUCAUGUUCAGAGGUCCACGACUGGCAUCCCAGUAUGAAGCACGAGCCAAGUACAAGGGCAUGUGCCAGGAGAUUUUCGGCUCUGGGCCCGUGGAUGUUGAGGACUCCUCCGAGGAGGAGUUUGAUCGUGGGACCUUUGCAGAUGCUCUUCAGCAACGGAAUUUCCUGAGUCCUCUGAUUCAGGUUUCUCGUCCAGAGAUCAUGCUGAACAACAUGUCCGGCUCCGGAGAAUCCGCCGCGGGAAGUGGAGCCGGUGCGGGCUGGGGCAAAGGCGGCUUCGAAGGCGAUGCCGAUGCCGAAGAACUUCGCCGGCAGAACGCCGCCGAAUACGGCUCCUCGCUCUUGGAGGUUUGCCGCAAUGAAGGCAUUGUGGCACGAGAGCUCUACAAGCCGAUCACGAAGAAGAACAAACUGGAGCAGUGGUACGACUUCGUGACACAGGCUGAGUUGGACAUGGAAAACAUCAAGACCGAGGAGGAGAUGAGCGAGCGAGUGCGGUACAUCCGAGGCUUCGACAAGUUCGGCUCCGAGUGGCGGCUCCGGUAUGCCCCCCCCCCCGCAGUGUGCUGCAAAAGCAUUGCGAGUGCGAUAAGCUAG